CACUCUGUUUGGUCGCUGUCAAAGCGAAACGAGCGGGGCAGGCGGCGACGAGAGAUCUCCACGACGUGCAGACAAAAGCUAGAGGCAGGAGUGAGGCCAAUUACGAUUCGUCUUGGCUACGUGUUGGUACUCUGUUUACUCUACAACUCGGUCUAUAGCAGCACAAAGUCUAGUUGAAGAGAGUCAACCGCGGAUGGCUCGGAACAAGGAGCAGUGGAAAGCCCAACAGCGAGCGCAGCAUAAUCAAACCCAGUCAAAGGGCUUCGUUCAGAUGAAAAGGCCACUACCGCAUCCACCUGGUGUGAGGCCCAUGGCACCGCCAGCGAGCUCCGCACUCUUCCUGUUGGGUAGACCCGCUAAUGGAGCUCCUGUGGUUGCAGCAGUACAACCAGAAGUUUUCAAGCCUGAUCCAAUACAAACGCCAAGUCAAAAUGGUAGCUCAUCAGGUGAAGCAAUCGACUUGACUCUGGACGGAGACGAUGAGGAAGAGGAUGAGCCGAUGGGGGCGCAACAAUCAGUAACUGCCGCUGCUACGGCUGCUACUGUGAGCUCUGCAGCUGCAGGCACUGCGAAGUCGAGUACGUUGAACGGCAAUGAGAAAGAGAAUGCAUCCGUGACACAGUCACUGCAAGCGACGUCGGACAUGAUGGUGCCAGAAGUGGAAGAAAACGAGUCGGACGUGGACGAGGACUGGCCAGUUAUGCCGUCCAUAACGUCGUCACCUCUGCCAGUAUCGUUGGCUUCUUCUGUACAUGAUCUGGCGACUUCGUUGACGUCUCAGUCGGUUCCAUUACCUACGACGACGCCGGUAAGUGAACAGGCUUCUCGUGGCGAGACACAGAACGAUGUUGGAGCGGCGUUGGAUGCUAUCCGCCAGACAACCCCAUUUUUUCAGGACAAGCAGGAGGAAAGUGAUCUGGAGCGAAGUACUCAGAUGGUAGCGACUAGACAGCAAACUUCUACGCCCCCUUUGUAUGGCGAUGGUGAUGACAGAAUGGAUGUGGAUGAAGACCUUCCUAACCAGACGCAAGAAGCAGAAGAAGACACUACGGACUCACCGUCAACUACAGAUCGAAUGGUUGAAGCUGAGAAUUUGGAGGAUGGAGAGAUAUUCGAGGAAGGAGCGGCUCCAAAGCCGUCGAUGCAGGUGCAACAGUCGAUGAUCCGAGGGAACCGACCAGAACAAUUUAACGCGUACCCCAUGGACUCGAUGGGAAUUCGUCCUCACCAGCGCGUUAAGAAGCAGAAAAAGCGUGGCAAGAAGAAGAGCAAGCGGAAGCUGGAGGCGAUGCAGAUGAUGCACACAUCGCCAGGUGAAAUGGCGCCCGACUUCGAGCGGAUGAAUCGUCAGCGGCCAUUUGCAGAUGCUCUACCACCAGAACAAUACACGCUUGCAAUGAUGAGGAACGACUCAAGAAGCAACUCAAUGAACAUUCGUCCCGUGUUCCGAGAUCCACCUUCAGCUUCAUUUCAACCAGGACGUCCGGUUGUUGGUGGUCUGUAUCCUCCAAUGAGACCUCCACCACAACAGCUACAGAAUCCCCGAAUGCCACCGCCACCUCCUCCUCUGUACGAAGACAGCCAGAUUUUGCGCGUGAAUCGUCAAGGAGGUAUGGAAAUGCUUGCUGGCGAGGCUGGACGACUCUCCCACGCAAUGUUCUCGGAACCUCCAGUGCAGGGAGGAUUUAAGUAUCGAUCGGUGUCGAUAACUCCACCCAGGCCCAUGACAGGUGGGACAAGUCCUUCAUUGCAGCGCUCCGUAAGUGACCAAUCGCACCUUCCUCCAAUCCCCCACCAAAGUCAUGCUGCUACCCCCAGCCCGGUUCGCAACAAGGAGCGCAAUGACUCCGCUGACUUGGACCUUGACACCCUUCGAGCUGCUGCCCUUCGAAGUAAGGUUAACCGGUCUUUGAAGUCGUCAUCGUCGACUCCGACACCUACAGAGGUGUCCGUGGUGGAUUCUUCUUCAUCAUCGUUAUCGUCUUCAUCUCCUGCCCGACCAACUCACGACGAGGGGAAACGCUCAGUUUCAGAGCCAGCGAGUCCCAAUAGCGAAAGCGAACUUCGCCUGGAGAUUUUACGAUCCAUGACGCGAAACCGGAAACGAGCUGUUACGAAGGCACCCGAUGCUGCUCAAGUGCUGACGCCGUCCUUUGGUGAGUCGAAUGCAAUUGACAGUCCCGAACAGAGUACUUGCGCGAAGGCUGUGGGCGAAAAUGUGGAUAACUUGGCCAACGAGAAAUCUUCAGUAGCCCAGACGGAGCCGACUGUGGUAGCAAAGUCGCCAAAGUCAACGCAGCUGAAGACAAAUGAUGUGGCCGACGCUGAGCGUAUGGUGAUUGAUGAGUCCUCCUCUGAGACAGAUAAAUCUCCUGCUACAUCGAAGUUAAAUGGAGGAGGAAACAAGGCAGAGACUUCUUCGUCCAGAGCGUCGGAAUUAGCAAAACCUUCAGCUGGACUGACUGUGAAAACUCCAGAGUUCCGUCCCCUGACUGCAUGCUCCCAGUCGCUAGUGAUUACGCUCAACCCGGAUGAUUUUUCACCACGCAAUGGCGAAGACGAUACACGCACCAAAUCAACGGCGUCAAGCAGCUUACAAGAUGCAAUAAAAGAGAUGCGACAAAAGAUUGCUGAGCGUGAGAAAGAACAGACGACUCGCUUGUUGGAGAACGCGGCAGCAAGAAUAUUCAAGCAUCCUUCAGGGUCCUCAUCCAGUCCCGCGUCGUUAUCAUCGACUCCACAUCGUUUGUCUCCGAAGAAGAAGGUGAGUUCUGUGGUUACUCUGUUGCCAGGUGCGUCAGGGAAUGCUCCUGAGGUGAAAUCCUCUGCUAUCGGCAUUGCCAAGAAACCACCACUUGGGCCAGUUGCAGAGGAAUCCAAGAUAGCUACCGUUUCCAAGAGCGCGCAAGCAAUCUCAGGUGAAGGAAAGGAGAAGCCUAGUCAACAGAGGCCGUCGCCUGAAAUCCUUCCAUCGACCGAAGCAGCGACAGCGAAUAAAGCACCGGAGAAACCAGUGUCGAAGUCCCAAGAGCGUGGCGAUUCUUCAGCGGUCAGUAUAAACGUCGAUAUGUACAUUUUGUCUCCUGUAUUGCAGCCUCAGGUACCGGCGAGCAGUGAUGGGCAAGAUAGAGAUCGGGCGAGCCAACCUUGCGUAAGAAAUCUUUUGAGCCUGUCGCGGCGGCAUAACGCCUACUGCGGGUGAGUCGUGUAUUUGGGCACCAACACUAAUCAAUUGUUUUGUGUGGUUUCUUUGCUCUUGCGAUAGGAUGUCUCGACAAAGUCAGACGGUGAUGUACGAGCCGAGAACUUUAGCAAUGCCCUUAGACGAGCUUCUACGGACGCCUCGAUGCCGGACGAGGCUGAGCUUGACUUCGAUGCGAUAAGAGCGGAGUUUGAGCAAUGCGAAAUGAAUAUCGAGGAGGCGGAUGCUCAGAUAGCGCGGCUAUCGGACGAAAUGGCUCAGCUGCAGAAGUUGCUGCCAGUUGAGUCGACAAUGGGAGGAGCGUAAGGCUACAGCACCGUCGCAAUGUGGAUAUCUAUGCCCUGAGGCUCGUGAAGCUUAGUUUUGUUUGCGUGUAUUGACGAGAGGGGCUUGCGAUUGGCGCUGAAAAUAUGGUGAGGAUGUAGUCUAGUGGAGUGCAGAGUUCGCCUGAUGGGCUGAACACGCUGAUCGUCAUUGCAGACGCACUACUCACGCCGAUGAGUUUGUACGCAGUAGGAGAAGGACGAGAAGAGCAGUUUUUCAUGUAUUUAUCGGAAUGAACACUUUUCAUGGGUGAUCCA
This is a messenger RNA of Phytophthora nicotianae INRA-310, 3783 nucleotides long. RefSeq lists its product as hypothetical. The transcript is spliced from 2 exons. The coding region runs from base 194 to 3202 and encodes 1002 amino acids. NCBI's taxonomy places the organism in Eukaryota, Oomycota, Peronosporomycetes, Peronosporales, Peronosporaceae. The record is from RefSeq and is a predicted model, not a curated record.